UUCAAAUCGGUCGUCUUGGACACACAUAAAUCGUAUAAAAGUUGGACGCCUUAUGUCCACAAUCAUCAGUCGAUUUGUGCACUUUGUACGAUAACAUCAAAUAAACAAACAUAAAAAAAUCACCAUGCAAUUCUCGGUGUUGAUAGCUUUCGUGCUUGUGGCCGCUGCCUCCGCUGCUCCAGCUGAAGACAAAACCCAAACCGUUAAGGACAAACGUGCUAUCUUAGCUGCUGCUUACCACGCACCAGUAGUCGCUCCAGUUUACCACGCUCCAACUGUGUACCAUGCUCCUGCUGUAUACCACGCUCCAGCUGUAUACCGUGCCCCAGCCGUAUACCAUGCUCCAGCCGCAGUUUACCAUGCUCCUGCUGUGUACCAUGCACCAGCAGCAGCUACCUCAUACUCCAGCGUCAGUAUCUCGCAUCCAGUAGUCGCUGCCGCACCAGUCUAUGCCCCAGCUCAUCCAGUAUACUACCAUCGUCGUUAACAUGAAUAAUACACUGAAUAAACUUCUUGUACUGUGACUUUAAAAAUCUAUUGUAUUUAACAUACUUCAUUUCAAUUGUAAAAUUAUAUUGUAGAUUUUUUUACACAUAAAUAAAUGUUUUGAAUUUCUAUAAAAA
Molecule: messenger RNA, 623 nt
Organism: Daktulosphaira vitifoliae (grape phylloxera)
Lineage: Eukaryota; Metazoa; Arthropoda; Insecta; Hemiptera; Phylloxeridae
Product: cuticle protein 16.5-like
Exons: 4
Coding region: 125-487 (120 amino acids)
Source: RefSeq, a predicted model, not a curated record